ACUGGAUAGGAGUUAUCCGAGACUCGAGACUCGCGUGUGAGUACGGCUACGAGGAAAGACAUUAGACGUCAUGUACAGGCGCACAAGUAAAAUAUAUACGUAAAGCAAGAGUAAAGAGUAAAGAGUAAAGAAACUCCGGCGGUUUCACUGCUCACCUCUAUCUUAUACUCCAAACUAAAAAGCAUCUGAGCUGAGUAGAGCUGAAUUUACAAAGGUGGGGGCCCUUGAACCGCAGCAACGCUCACCGCGUUCUCCAGGGGCCAGUUCGGCCAGCCAGUUUCGUGUGUAUGAGCGAACGGCGCGGGUGUUUAAUCUGCCGUUGGCACGACCAUUAAAAAACUUCAUGUACUGUUUCUGUGACUGUGCUAUGUAUGAGUUACUGUGAUAAGUUAAUUAUUCAGUAUAAAAUCAUCUACUGUUGAUUGAUUAAACUCACAUCAACAACAGUUGACACUUAUUGCUCGAUUAUUGAUACAUAAUAUAAUAUAAUAUGAUAUAAAUUAACAGGAAAUGAAUUAACAUCAGAAGCGCAGAUUUAAGCUACCAUUUGAAAUCCACCGAUUCGUGAUUCAUGAUCAUCCGAUCAGAGUGAAAUUGAUUAUGAAUAAAAUCAAUAAAUUGAGUUUAUUAUUAAUAUGUCUGUGAGUUUAAUUCACGUGGAUUAAAAUGCCAAGGAUUUACGCGCGAACUCACCAAGAAAUGCUCUGCUUACUUUUCGCAGUUUUAACGAGCCUCGCUAUCGGAUCGCUGUCGCACUCGACGCUAGCGAUAAAUGAAGACUAUCAGGAAGCGUAUUUCAAUGGUACGGGAUUCCUCAAGCUCGGCUCGACGAUUUCAGUUCAUCAACACAGCGGAUUAAGCUUCCGAACUUGCGAGGGCGGAAGAUUGUUCCUCCAGACCUACAACGAUGACAUGAUUAGUCUGGAUGUCACCCCGGACGGGCUGAUUUUCACCGCUAUCAUCGACAAGCAGCGAUACGAGGCGAAACUUAUCGCUAAGCUGCUUAAUAACAUGUGGUACAGCAUUAGCCUGCUCUUCAAACUCGACAAUCUAACUCUCACUGCCGCUGGACACAGUCAAAUCAUAGCCAACGCAACUUACAAUUCAGCUAUUCUCACGCUGCCUGAUUAUAAUGUUAAUAAUACUCUAAUUGUCGGUGAAGGCUUCAAAGGAUGCAUUCGUCAAGGACCCGGAAUUCUUUUUAAUAAUACUUAUAAUUAUGGAGCUAUUUUGGGAAAAUGUCCCACUGAUUUACGUGGUUGUGGACAGAGCAAUGUCGGGAGUACAAUGAGAGGGCUAUCGAGUGAUACAUCCAAGAAUUACUGUCACAAUGAGCCGUGUAUGAUGCACGGAAAGUGUAUCCCCCUGGUAGACGGAUACGAGUGCCAGUGCUCAGCGAGAUAUUCCGGGAAAAACUGUCAGAUUGACAAUGGCUCGCCGUGUAAUAGCAAUCCGUGCAGAAAUUUUGGAACUUGCAAGGAAGACGAGAAGGGAGACUACAUUUGCAUUUGUUCUCAUCCGUACACGGGUUAUCACUGCGAGUCCCAAUUGAGCGGACGCUCGUGCAAAGAUAAUCCCUGCAGAAACAAGGGCAUAUGUUUGGCAUUCGGUGAGACUGACUACAAAUGCAAAUGUGCUCCUGGAUGGGCUGGAAGACACUGCGAAAUAGAUAUUAACGAGUGUGACCCAAAUCCCUGCAAAAACGGCGGUCGGUGUGUUGACGGAAUCGAUACUUACACGUGCAGGUGUGAAAGCACUGGGUACGAAGGUAAAAACUGCGAAAUAAUCAUCGACGAGUGCGUAAACAACCCCUGUUUGAACAAAGGCCACUGCUACGGCAAUUACGGCAGCUAUUUAUGUCACUGUCCGCAAGGAUUCAAGGGCCAGAAUUGCGAGCUGAAUCUCAACGAGUGUAUUUCAAGCCCGUGCAAAAACGGAGGUACCUGCGUCGACGACGUCGGGUCUUAUCACUGUAAUUGCCUAGCGGGUUUUGCCGGAGAGCACUGCGAGAGACGGAAUAACUGCGAAAACAGGGUCUGUCCUUCGAACAGCAUUUGUCUGGACGUCAAGGGCGGUGCUCAGUGUGUUUGCAAGCCAGGGUACAUGGGGAAUCCUCCGAACUGCAGCAUAAACUUGUGCGCUAGCAACCCCUGCGAAAACGGCGGUACCUGCAGCAGCAAUAACGACGGCUACAAUUGCACUUGCCCGCCCGAAUGGAAAGGAUCGCAUUGUCAUAUCCCGGUGUCUGAUUGGUGUUCGGUGUGUUAUAACGGUGGUACUUGCAUUGAAACCAUCUAUGGUGUGAUGUGCCAGUGCCCCAGAUUUUGGACUGGAUCCCAGUGCAAAGAGCCAGUCACCUGCCGAGAUAACUUGCCUUGUAGACAAGCGACUUCUUGCCAUGACUAUCCUGGGGGUUAUUACUGCAGCUGCGAGCCAGGUUGGACUGGACCGGAUUGCUCGAUCGACAUUGACGAGUGCUCUAAUGAUCCUUGUCGGAACGGAGGAAUUUGUAUCGAUCAAAUAAAUAAUUAUUUUUGUCAAUGUUUGCCGGGUUUUACGGGUAAGACAUGUCAAAUAAACGUGGACGAGUGUUCAUCGCAGCCAUGCAUGAACGGCGGAACCUGCAUCGACAGUACAAACGGCUACUUCUGUAACUGCACAUCUGAUUACAUGGGGGAGCACUGCGAGCGCGAGUAUGACGCCUGCGCAAUAAACCCUUGCACGAACAACGGAACCUGCACCCUGAAACCGCGCUCCAAACUAGAGUACGCCUGUCACUGUCAACCGGGCUUCGAGGGCAAGAACUGCGAGAAAGACAUCGACGACUGCAUCUCUGUAGUCUGUCCAGGAGACCGAGUGUGCGUCGACGCGGUCGCAGGUUACGAGUGCAAGUGUCCAGAAGGCUACCGUGAGCCCAACUGCACCUUAAUAGUGAACUACUGCUUGGAAAAUCCCUGCAGCAACAAUUCAACCUGUGUGGACCUAGGCGAGCUGGACAGCUUCCGUUGCGACUGCACUCCAGGGUACACUGGAACAAUCUGCGACCUGGACAUCAACGAGUGCGAGUUACUAGGUAACAAGUCCUGCAACAACGGGAUCUGCAUCAACACCGCCGGCAGCUACAACUGCUUCUGCCGUCCUGGACUUUCCGGGGACCACUGCGAAGUCGACGUGAACGAGUGUCUCGGCGGGCCCUGCCAGCACAACGGGACCUGCAUCGACAAGAUAAACUCAUACGAGUGCAGGUGUACUCUCGGCUAUGGUGGGAAAGACUGUGAUAUCAACAUUGACGAGUGCGAGAGCAAUCCUUGCAAGAACAACGCCGUCUGCAUCGACCAAAUCGCAGCUUACACCUGCGACUGCGUUCUAGGAUUCACUGGGCACGACUGCGAGACCAACAUCAACGACUGCGAGUCCCAGCCGUGUCUAAACUACGGCCGGUGCAUCGACGGGAUCAACAACUACACCUGCGACUGCAAGAACACCGGAUUCGAAGGCGAUCAUUGCGAGACAAACAUCGACGAGUGUCUCUCCAACCCUUGCGUGAACCAAGCCGUCUGCGUCGAUGACAUAAAAACCUACAAAUGCCGCUGCUUCACAGGUUACACCGGGCAGAACUGCGAGAUCGACAUCAACGAGUGCGAGAGCUCUCCCUGCCAGUACAACGGAACAUGCUUGGAAAGAUCCAACCAGGAGUUGUACAAGAGCAACGCCAGGAACUUACCUGCAAUAUUCACCCAAGAAUUCAGCUACGCAAACGCCAGCGGGUAUGAAUGUCUCUGCGUCCAGGGACUGACUGGCCAGAACUGCGAGAAGAACAUCAACGAGUGCGAAAGCAACCCUUGCAUCUACGGAAAGUGCAAGGACAGAAUCGGCGGGUACACUUGCGAGUGCGAUGACGGAUUCGAAGGCGACCACUGCGAGCAUGACAUUGAUGAAUGCAUGCGCUACCAACCUUGCCAACGUGGAAACUGCUCCGAUGCAGUCGCUGAUUAUUACUGCGCUUGCGAACCGGAGUACGGUGGGAAGAACUGCUCAGUGGCGCUGAUCGGGUGUCAAGGUAAAGCUUGCCAAAACGGAGGAACUUGCUGGCCUUAUUUGUUCAACGAAACCCAGCAUCGGUUCAACUGCACGUGUCCUUACGGUUUUCACGGGGACAUUUGCGACCAUGUGACUACUAUGUCGCUCAGCGGAAGUUCUUACGUGAUGAUUAACACGAGUCGUGACGAAGGGUAUGAUAUCCAAUUUAGAUUCCGGACGACUCUUCCCAACGGACUGCUGGCUAUGGGCAAAGGAACUACCUUCUACAUCCUGGAGCUGGUUGACGGCAAGCUUAAUUUGCACUCCAGUAUUUUGAACCGCUGGGAGGGAGUCUUUAUAGGAAGCGGGCUUAAUAAUUCCAAGUGGCAGAGAGUUUUUGUAGCUAUCAACGCGACGCAUUUGGUGCUGUCUGCUAAUGAUGAGCAGACUAUCUAUCCGAUUAAUUUGAACGAAGGGUCAACGACCUCUCCGACGACUUUCCCGACGACUUACAUCGGAGGAACUAUCAGCUAUCUUCGGAAAUUGACUCACGGCCCGCCGUUCUUUAUAGGGUGCACUGAAGACGUGAUUAUUAACGGAGAGUGGAUCUACCCGGAUAUGAAUUCUGAUAGUGUGCUGAUGGAGUCCAUUGAGCCUAGGUGUCCUCGCGAGGAGCAGUGUCUUCCGAACCCUUGUAAAGCUGGAGGACACUGUACUGAUCGCUGGCAAGACUUUUCUUGUAAGUGCGAGCGACCUUACCUUGGACACACUUGCCAGUACAAUAUGACUGCUGCGACUUUCGGGUACGAGAAUAUCAAAGACGGAUACGUGACGGUAAAAGUCGCUGACGCUGCAAGACGAGCUAUGAGGUACAUUGUUGACAUUUCGAUGUUCAUCAGGACUCGCGAGCAGCGGGGUGAUAUUUUUUAUCUAGGAUCUGAGUUGAGUCCUUCUGAUCCCAAGUACCUGGAGAACACCUACAUCGCAGCGCAGCUGGAAGGAGGAGAACUACUGGUGCGCAUGCAGUUCAACGGCACUGAGUCUUACACUGUUGAUGGAGUCAAGCUCAAUGACGGCAACAAUCACUUGAUCCAGGUGAUCAGGAACCUGACUCUUGUCCAGGUUAAGAUUAACGGAACCGAGUACUUCAGGAAGACUAUUAGUGCUACAGGACAGCUCAAUGUUACUGUUCUGUACCUGGGUGGGCUUCCCCAGGUCUCGAGGUAUAUUAGGCAGGUCGACAGGAGCCAGAUGGAGCUCCAGGUCCCGCCGAACAACAAGGUGAAUUUCAAGGGUAUUAUUCAGGACGUGAGAAUAUCAAACGGAGCCGAGACUAUGGUUGUGGAGUUCUUCCCGCUUAAAGCUAAGGAUAUUCCUCCGCCGAUUCAAUUCGGAAAUGUUACUCUGGAUAAGGAAAAGGUGUUGCCUGGUGAAAUAUCUGAUCCGGUUUGCAAGAGCAAUCCUUGUUAUCAUAAUGGAACUUGUCAUGUGACUUGGAACGACUUCUGGUGCCAGUGUCCGAGAGGGUACACUGGAAAGACUUGUCAGGAAAUGGAGUUUUGUCAGCUGCAAGAUUGUCCUCAGGGAUCCAAGUGCCAGAACCUUGAUGGAGGGUACGAGUGCAUCGCCAAUGCUACUUUUGACGGGACAAGCACUUCUUUCACUUAUGUUUACAACCAGUUGAAGAAGAAGAAUAUUAUGGAGUUCGGAAUUGACUCCAUAGAAAUCAUGUACAGGUCCAACAGCGGAGGUACUUUGAUGCACAUGGCGCCUCACGGUUCAACCGACCAGCAUUUCACCGUCUCUGUCUACAAAGACAACGUAACAGUCGCCUGGAAAUUGGACGUUCUUAACCAAGACACUGUAUCUUUCGGCAAAGACGUGGCCGACGGCAACUGGACCUCGAUAAUUCUCAAGUUGUCCACCAACCAGAUAGUCUGCGGGUACAAGAACACUCUAGACGAAACAACAGUGCAUUCCAGCACCAAGUUCAACCUGCUAGCGUGGUACGACCUGCUGAGCACCGGAGCGAUAACCCUGGGCGGCCUAGCCAGUAGUUUAUGGACCGCCAGUGGGUUCGACAAAGGAAUCAACGGGAACAGCGUGGAGCUGCUGGAACACCAGCUAACCACUUCGACUCCUCCGCAUGAAAUGAUGUCUGGAGAAGCUUUCAAAGGUUGUUUAGGCGAGGUCAGGAUUGGAAGCAUGCUCCUGCAUUAUUUUACAUUCGAGCAAGUUUACGGAAACGCGAAUUUCACUCCGAGUGAGUACUUGGCGCUGCAGUCAAACACCAGCCACAGCAUCGGAUGUCAGCUGUGCUUCGAGCACGAGUGCAAGAAUAAUGGUCACUGUCACGACGAGCUGAACAGCUACGUGUGCGACUGUCCGUCGGGGUACACUGAAGCGGACUGCUCGGUGGACAUCGACGAGUGCGAGAACAAUAAUUGUCAGAACAACUCGACUUGCAUUGACGGGAUCGCCAAUUACACCUGCGAGUGCACUAGAGGCUGGCAGAGCUGGCAGUGCGACAAGGAUGUCAACGAGUGUGUGCCAACGAGUCCUUGUCAGCACGAUGGAGUGUGCGUCAAUCUCCCUGGAUCUUUCAAGUGCGAGUGUCCAGACUCCUUCACUGGAGAACUCUGCGAACAAUUCCGGCUGAUUACUUGCAAGGAUCAUCCGUGUGAGAACGGGUCCACUUGCAGCGACGUCGUUAAUCAUGAGACUGGAGAUAAUUUCACUUGCAGUUGUCUUCCAGGGUUUGAGGGUGUCAGGUGCAACGUCGCUUACUGCAAUGUCAAGAACCAGCGGUGCCAGAACGGCGGCCGGUGCGACUCCUUUUCUUAUCAGUCGCCACAGUGUACUUGCUUGAGCGGAUUUACGGGAAGAUAUUGCGAGAUUAAUAUUGAUGACUGCGCCAAGGAUGAGCAAGGCAAUGUUCCUUGUAAAAAUGACGGAGCUUGUGAGGAUGGUAUUGAUAAUUAUACUUGCAAUUGCACGGAGACAGGGUACACUGGGCCCAAUUGCAGUGAAGAUAUUGAUGAGUGCGCGCUUGAGGAUUAUGACUGCGGAAACGGAAAAUGUAUCAACUUGCCUGGGUCGUUUCAUUGUGAAUGCGAGCCUGGGUACUGUGGGUACAAUUGCGGGAUGGAAAAUCCUUGUCAUGAUGACAUUUGCUUGAACGGAGGAACUUGCGAGUGCAAUGUUGAAACCAAUGGGUAUGUUUGUGUUUGUCCUUCUGGAUUCACGGGGCAAAAUUGCUCGGAGUCGGAACAUCUGCUGGGAAGUCAAGUAAAGGACAUAGCUUUAAUCGUCGGACCCAUUGUGGCAGUAAUUCUCGCGGCGAUAACAGUAUCUGCAACGCUAUUUAUAAUAGCAGCGCGUAAAAAACGUGCCACCCGCGGGACAUACAGCCCCAGUGCGCAAGAAUUCAGCAACCCGAGGGUGGAAAUGGACAACGUAAUGAAACCACCUCCUGAAGAGCGACUGAUUUAAAGAACAAGAAGACGUUUUAAUCAAAACCAAUAACAGAAAAUCUCUCAGAAUUAAUCGACCAUUACGGUAAAAAUAAUAAUUAUUAUUUACUAUUUCUAGUCCUCGCCGCAUUAUUCUCGGACCUUAAACCAGAAGAUUAAGUAAAUCGCUGAGCUGUGCAAUUACGCCCGCUACAAUGAGGUAAUUACGUUCGAACAUAAUUGCCUGCGGUUAAAUCAAUAUAACGAUUUUAAAAUUUAUUUUUUUUUUUUUCUCUAAAUAAGCAAACCGCUCGGGGUAUUUAAUAUCCAGGGCUUUUAAAGCAAUUUAUUAAGUGUACUUAACAGUAAACGUAAAACUAAAAAAUUUACUAUUACUAUUACUAUAUUACUCAUAUUUUACAAAAAUAAAAUCAAUGUUAUUAAGGCAUCGAAAAAAGACCCGUCCAUAUAGUGCCUAAUGAAUUUUUAAAUAUCCGAGUUAUCAUAUUUUAUAAAUAUUAUUAUUAUUAUUAUUAAUUAUUAAUUAUUAAUUAAAUGACAAUUAUCAUUAAGCGUAACGAGACAUGACUUGUGUGGUAGUAAAUAUUUUUUUUUUAUUACUCAUUCGAAAUAUUUAAAAUGUAUUUUAUUUUAAAUUUAUUUAAUUAAUUGCACGGAUUUUAGUAUGUGUUAUUUUUGUAAAUACUUAACUAGGUAAUUGUUCAUUUAUACCAGUAAUUAACCUUUUAUAUUAUAUUUAAUUUAAUUAACUAAUUAUUACUAUCAAUAUUUAAUUAAAUUGUUAAUAAUUAUGUAAUACCAUCGCGACCAAAGUAAUUAAGCGAUUAAAAUAAAAAUUUAUAUUAAAAAAGAGGGUGGGGAGAAUCUCUAUAAAGAAUUUCUCUAUAUUUUAUAAUCCUUCAGGAGAAAUUUUUAUUUUAAAAAACUCUCAGUAUAAAACUCUACAAUGAAAACAAAUCAAUUUAAAAAAUCCUUCUUUUGAAAAUCUCUCAAGAAACAAUCUCUCAGAAACAAAAGCUCGAUAUUUUGCUAAAUUCAUGUAUAUUCUUUUUUUAUUAAAACGGGAAAAUCGAACGCAUUAUGCGCGCUUCCGUCGACAAUUUCAUUAAGGAGAUAUUGCCCAAAAUCACUUUUCUUACAAUAUUCUUCAAUUUUUGAAUACGCGUACUUUUAAGUGUCCUCUAUACGAAUAAAUUUUUUUUAAUAGUCCUUGCUGGCUUAAUUUUCAAAAUAUUAGCAAUUAAAAAUCGUACAUUUAACAUGUAUUCCCUGUCCUGACCGUAGUUAGAGUGAACAUUUUAUUGAAUAACAACCAUACUUUUCUUAGGAUUUUUUUUUUAAAACUAAGAAUAUUUAAUUGAAGUUAUAACAAGUAUUUUUUAUCAAAAAUAACACAAACGAGCGGUAUUCAUUUUUUUAUAAAGAAUGUUUGAAGUUAGUGACUUUCGAUAUUUUACUUGAGUGGAAGUAAGUGAGCGAUAGUCUGUAAAGAGAGGCAGCACUAGUACGUGAGAAAGAAACCAAUAGUCCUAACCUAUUGGUGUCUUUUUCUUGGGGCAAUACCUCCUUAAUCAACAUUUUUACAAAUUUAACUCAUUAAUAUUUAACCGUUGCCAUGGUAACCGUUGCCAUAGUAACCGUUGCUAUGGUAAAUGUUAUCAUAGUAACCGUUGCUAUGGUAAAUGUUAUCAUAGUAACCGUUGCUAUGGUAAAUGUUAUCAUAGUAACCGUUGCUAUGGUUACAGUUGCUAUGGUAAUCGUUACCGUAGCAACGGUUACUAUGAUAACUGUGGUCAUAGUAACGGUUACUAUGAUAACUGUCGUAAUAGUAACCGUUGCUAUGAUAACCAUUGUCAUAGUAACCGCUGCUAUAGUAACCAUUACCAAAGUGGUCACCAUAGCAACGAAAAGCGACAAUAAUG
Cotesia glomerata is the source of this 9415-nucleotide messenger RNA. It is a transcript of the gene crb, whose product is annotated as protein crumbs. Lineage: Eukaryota; Metazoa; Arthropoda; Insecta; Hymenoptera; Braconidae. The record is from RefSeq and is a predicted model, not a curated record. Gene Ontology annotation, cellular component: protein-containing complex; plasma membrane. The transcript is spliced from 14 exons. Gene Ontology annotation, molecular function: calcium ion binding; zinc ion binding. Gene Ontology annotation, biological process: heterophilic cell-cell adhesion; establishment or maintenance of epithelial cell apical/basal polarity. The coding region runs from base 667 to 7512 and encodes 2281 amino acids.